Lampris incognitus (smalleye Pacific opah) is the source of this 2003-nucleotide messenger RNA. It is a transcript of the gene pitpnc1b, whose product is annotated as phosphatidylinositol transfer protein cytoplasmic 1b. The record is from RefSeq and is a predicted model, not a curated record. Gene Ontology annotation, biological process: phospholipid transport. Gene Ontology annotation, cellular component: cytoplasm. Lineage: Eukaryota; Metazoa; Chordata; Actinopteri; Lampriformes; Lampridae. The transcript has 10 exons. The coding region runs from base 160 to 1083 and encodes 307 amino acids. Gene Ontology annotation, molecular function: phosphatidylinositol transfer activity; phosphatidylinositol binding.
AGGGACGUCCCUGCACUCUGGCAGAAGUAGGUACAAGCUUGCCCGAACAUGUCUGUUGUGCAGCCUGCACAGCCGAGGUAGGACAAACACACACAGACAGACCUGAGACCUAAGACCCAGAGCAGAGCAGGCCACAUCGGUGCACGCCCUAAGACCAACAUGUUGAUGAAGGAAUACAGAAUAUGUAUGCCACUGACGGUGGAUGAGUAUAAGAUCGGGCAACUGUACAUGAUCAGCAAGCACAGCUGCGAGCAGAGCGGUGGAGGAGAGGGGGUGGAGGUGGUGAAGAACGAGCCAGACACCCACCCGCAGCACGGCCUGGGACAACUGACGGAGAAGCGGAUCUACCUCAGCAGUAAACUGCCGUCCUGGGCCAAAGCGUUCGUCCCCAAAUGGUUUUAUGUGACAGAGAAGGCCUGGAACUUCUACCCCUACACCAUUACAGAGUACUCAGUAUCGCUCCUCCCAAAGUUCAGCAUCCGCAUUGAGACGAGGUUUGAGAACAGCCACGGCGACAACAACAAUGUGUUUGGGGACAAGCCCACUCCAGCAGAGAACGUGAGUUUCCUAGAUAUCCUGACUGACCCCAUCCCUGAAAAGCACUACAAGAAGUCAGAGGAUCUGAGUCUGUGGCGGUCCAACAAAACCAGCCGCGGGCCCCUGGAGGCGGGCUGGAGAGACGACACCGAGCCCAUCAUGUGCUCCUACAAGAGGGUCCAGUGCAGCUUCGAGGUCUACGGGUUUCAGUCCAAGACGGAGGAGUUCAUACACAGGAACAUCCGGGACAUUCUACUGGUCGGCCACAGGCAAGCAGUGGCGUGGAUAGAUGAGUGGCAUGGGAUGAGUCUGGAGGAGGUGAGGCAGUACGAGAGGGAACAGCAGCAGAAGACCAACAGCAAACUGAAAUCCAGCCAGAGCAACUCAGAUCCAUCUGCUGCCUCCCGUCCGGUGUUCUCUCGCUCCAUCUCGGUGACAGACGAGAACUCUCUGAAGAAGAUGGGAGUGAAGACUGUCACCAUGGAUGACCCCUCAACCUCCGCCGAGUCACAGAGCCCUUUACGUCUCCACUCCACCCCCGAGUGACGCCAUACACAUAAACACACCGCUACGCAUGUGCACAAAUACACACGCUCGCACAAACUGGAAGACAGACCAGUCACACCUUCCCCCUCCGUCCAUGUCAGACACACCCAAACCUGCAACGACACACACUGACUCGUAUGCCAAGGCACAGCUUCCAUCUGACCAGCUCUGAAAGUUCUCUCCAUCCCAGUCCAUGUGAGCUGGUUUCUAGUACUGCAGCAUGCAGCUACACCCCCCCCCCCACACACACACACACAUAAUGCAUAGAUGGGGCAUUUACCUAAGCAAAGAUGUCCUCCACCGCAACCUUCAAGUCACCUCGCAGCGUCUUCAAAGGCCUCACUGUGAGCAUCACUAAAUGCAGGACAUGACCCCGGCUUCUCCCUGGUCCCCGUGCAGAGAGGGGCUCACCUAUCAAGAGGGUUCUCCGGCGUUUCCCAGCCGAGCCAGCGGACAGACAGGUGCCUAAGGACCUUAAUAGAGAGGAUCUAAUUAGAGAAGGGGGGGGGUUGUCAAUGCUAUGGAUCUGCGCCCCUCUUCAGCCGAGCCAAUAGGUCAGACCGGGCUCACUGAGCGAGGUUACUGAGGCGCUGCAUUGGUUCCUUCAUUACGCCGCUCCACGUGGGUCAAGCCGGGGCCAGCCUUCAAUGACGAGUCAAUAAUGCUGCCAUUUAAAACACUAUUACCUUUUUUCUGAUGUACGCUGGAGAGUCUAUCAUCAGAGGUCGGCCGUGUAAAGUCACAUGAUGCAAAUAACUGAUCGGACACGACCAGGGGGCCGCCACGUGCCGCCUCACAUGUACCGGGACUUCAUUUGUAUGAGCCAAUCGCAAAUCAAAAGUUUAUAUGAAAAAAAUAAACUGCAUAGUAAUUUAUCAUGGACUCCAAUGCUGCAUCCCCUUUAAUCAAUAAAUAUUUUC